AUGGCAACCCAAAAUCCGCUGGACCCGUCGCUAGAAAAGCUGAUCGAGUCAAUGAAGAUCUUCGAUCGACUGUUCGCCGAUUUCGAGCUGUGCUAUGUCGGUGCCAUGGUGCCGGUGAAAUCGACGGAGGAGUACGAGCAGCAGGAGCUGGUGUGCGUUUUGUUCUCGGAGACGCUGCAACGAGCACUCGAACGUGGAUUGCUCAGCCAGGCCGAUGUGGAUAAUUACGAACCGGCCCUGAUGUUCACGAUUCCCCGUUUGGCGAUUGUUUCCGGCCUCCUGGCUCCGCCCGGGGGCCCACUGUGCCUCAAUUCCCCCGACAACAUUAGUGAAAUGUUUAGACCAUUUCGGACGCUUCUUCUGAAAAUAAGGGAGCUUCUCUGGACGCUAAGCAACCGUGAGCUGUACAUGCUAGAGAAAUUGUUAUGUUCGAACGAGGAACCGUCGAGUCCUAUCACGCACACGUCGAGGUCCGCGUGCCAGGACAUACCGGACCUGGAGGAAUUCGUUCACAAUUUUUAUACCGGUUACCCGAACUGUAAAGACUUCAUCGUAGAUUUUUACACAGUGACGAAGAACACGGGGAACAACAUGGACGAGGUGGCGAAUGAUGUAGUUCAGGAUUUGACAGAGGAAAACGUGAACGGCGAUCGCUUGUUAGUGGGUACGGUCAAACUAGAUGAGGAGGAUAGGCACGGGGAUACAAGGACAAACACCGCGGAACACGGGCCUAAUUGUUUGACUAUAUACAUGGAUGGGUAUGACGAGAGUGUGAGGUGUAAUGGUGGCGCGAAGACAUCGAGGGAACGGGACAAUGUCAAGAAAGCUUGCAACUCGAACGGUAGCAGACAGCAACGAUCCAGAAAUGGCAGCCCUUGUCCAACAAGGGACGAGGAGAACGCGAGUUCCGGUUACUUGUCAGUUUAUGGAGCUGCGGUUCAGGUUAGUGCAGAAGGCAUUGUGUCUGGUUUCGGUGAGAACCAAUUGGGCCAUCAGUUGCACCAACAUCAGGCCGAUUUCAUGAGCUCCGAUAUAUCCGAAAUAUUCGUCGGUUCCGGAAACAUCGAAAUCCCGCAGACCCAGUACCUCUUGAACCAAGUCUCGCACGACAACAACGUGAUGACCGUUGAGACCGUGCACAUUGAGAACUCGCUGCCGGAUCUGGACUCCAAGAAACUGAUCUCAGAAGCGAAUAAGACGCUUUCGAAUCUUCUGUUGGACGGCGACUGCCAGAACGAAAUAUCGGAGCACACGGAUUCCGGUAUCUGCACCGUGAUAUCAUCGGAGAACACGAGUCUGUACGACAAGAGUCCCGAGGAGAAGAAAACAUUCGUGAACGAGAUCCAACAGGACGAUCAGAACCUGGACGACGAGGACACGCAAGAGAACACCAGUUACUCCUGCUCGAAUCUAAAUUCGCCGAAAAGGAAGAGCUCCACGAUCUCGGACAACUCUUGCGUGUGUAGCCUGAGAACAGUGAAACCGUCGGUCGCUCAUUUGGAUCAUUCGAUCGAGGUACACAAUCUUUACUCGGUCAGCACUGAGGCCGCAAAACACAUUCCGAGGAUAUCGUCGAAUUUCGACGGCACCAACGAGGAGUUUGUCGGGGUCGCGUACGGGAACGGUCACAUAUCCGUGUGCGACUCGAACCAGUCCAGCUUCCAGAUUAACUACACCGAGAACUGGGAGAACCUGAACCUGAACAUCGACGCGUCCACGUCCAGAAGGGAGUUCUGGUGCGACCUGAAAUGCGAGAAUUGCCCGUCGACGUCCCAGAACAUUGGCAAGAUCGGGACGAAGAUCGAGCAGUACGCGCAGGACAAGAUCAUGUCGCGGAAGACGCGGGACGAUAAGCAGAAACGGAGAUAUCACCGUAAACACGAGCGGAACGGUGUGAUCCACGGGGUGCAGGAGAACAGAACGUCGAACUUCCAGACUGUAUACUGCGCAACCAGCACCGAAAGUUCUCGGUCGAACUCGACCGAUCGGUGUUUGAAUCCCAGAUUAGUCAGUUACGGCGCGAGUUUGCAUCCCAGUCAGAACACCAGGCAGAUGCCGAACUUCGGUAGUCACAGUCCUCACGCUAGCCCGAGGAUGCAGCACUUCGAACCCCGUACGAACGGCACGUCGGGCCAACGGACUUGUCACAUCGCUCCUAGAGCGCAGAGGAACAUGUCGCCGCAAAACAGGAAGCUUUUGGACCACAGACGGUCGAGAUCGGAGCAAAUCAGUAGAAUGAAGAGAAGAGACAUUGAGAAGAGGGACAGGUGCGAUCGGAUUAAUCCUCGUUCGGAGCAGACGAAAAGGAAGCUGGAAUGCAGAAGUCCUAAUGAACUGAUGAACGACGGUUUGGGACCAAGAACAGACAAGAGUGGCCUGGUCACAGAGCCAAUUUCGCCUGUUUUGGUGCCGCAAAAUGUUCCUUACGGGAUCCAGAACGUAAUAAAAGACAAUAAUGCACAGAGAACUACCCGAACGAUAAGACUGGUCAAUCCGUCGACGGUGUCUGGCACGCAGUCGUUCAGCUUGGAUCACUCCUUGACUCACAAGCAAGAUAUGGGAUCCAGUUCUAGCUGUUCGAGCUGUUGCGACUCGAGCUCGGAGACCAGCGAGUUUCAGAGCGAUUGCCAGGACGACGAGGAGAUCGCACUUGCCAUGCAGGCCGCCGAGAUCGCAAACAGAAAUCAGAUUCGGGCGAAGUUUCGGUCGUCGGAAGACCUUGUUCAUCGUCUGUUCGUGUGUAUAGCUGGUGUGGCUGACCAGUUGCAGACUAACUUCGCGUCGGAUCUACGCAAUAUUUUGAAGUGCGUGUUCCUGAUGAACAGUAGUCAAACCGUGGAGGACGAGGUGACGAAAGACGAAGGUUUAACUACGGAUAAUCAGUUAGCGAGUCCUAUAAGUGAUACAAUUAAUCAGGAUCGACAAGAUUCGUUGCAGGAGUUUGAGGACGAUUUGGAAGAUACAACGACGGCAAAUGAACAAAACACAAGCUUUGCCUGCUUUUCUGUAGAUAGGCAUCAUUUCUUGGGCAUCAGUAUUUGUUGCUUUGAACCAAAUAGACUCGCAAAAAUUGUGAAAAAGUCGCAUACAUUGCAAAUGCCGGGCACCUAUUACAAAACUGUCUCCAAUUUUGCUAUUGAAAAUUGUAGUUGGAGAAAAUUAAGAACCAUAAAAUUGCUACUGGUCGGGCGAUCUUCAAAUACGUUUCAUCAUUUCAGGUCGUCGGAAGACCUUGUUCAUCGUCUGUUCGUGUGUAUAGCUGGUGUGGCUGACCAGUUGCAGACUAACUUCGCGUCGGAUCUACGCAAUAUUUUGAAGUGCGUGUUCCUGAUGAACAGUAGUCAAACCGUGGAGGACGAGGUGACGAAAGACGAAGGUUUAACUACGGAUAAUCAGUUAGCGAGUCCUAUAAGUGAUACAAUUAAUCAGGAUCGACAAGAUUCGUUGCAGGAGUUUGAGGACGAUUUGGAAGAUACAACGACGGCAAAUGAACAAAACACAAAUUCUUCCGUAACCGAACGCGGGGAGGAGUGCGUAGAGAGGGCGCCAGCCUGGGUCCCGGACAACGACGCGCCAAGGUGCAUGGCCUGUCAGGCGGGCUUCACCGUGGUGCGACGCAGACACCAUUGCAGAAACUGUGGCAAAGUAUUCUGCGGCCGUUGCAGCAGCAACAACGUGCCCCUGCCGCGUUUCGGGCACACGAAACCCGUGAGGGUGUGCAACAGGUGUUUCCUCUAUCAGGUGACGCCGUUCACGGUCUCCCAAAUAACGUCUGCGAGCUGA
Molecule: messenger RNA, 3783 nt
Organism: Dufourea novaeangliae
Lineage: Eukaryota; Metazoa; Arthropoda; Insecta; Hymenoptera; Halictidae
Product: lateral signaling target protein 2 homolog
Exons: 8
Coding region: 1-3783 (1260 amino acids)
Cellular component (GO): early endosome membrane
Molecular function (GO): metal ion binding
Source: RefSeq, a predicted model, not a curated record